Molecule: messenger RNA, 1965 nt
Organism: Podarcis lilfordi (Lilford's wall lizard)
Lineage: Eukaryota; Metazoa; Chordata; Lepidosauria; Squamata; Lacertidae
Source: the annotation of a GenBank genome assembly
GCCUUGGCCGCGCGCCCUCCUGCGGAUCCCGGCAAGGGCGCCCGCGCCAGCCCACGACGCCCAGCAACCCGGCCGCGUCGCCGGCUCCCGCGUUCCUCCGGCAGCAAGACGCGGCGGGGCCCGCGCCCGCAGGCCAGCUCCCGGUUGCAGAUUUACCCCGGUGGAAGAGGGAGGCUUGGAAGAAGAGGGCCCCCGUGAUUUUAGCAGGUAUUUUUAUGCAGGACAUCGUUGCGCUCUAGAAGACGGAGGGGACGCCUGCAAAUGCAUCUCUGCAGUCUCCCCAGAUUUUAAGCCCACCCUCCGCAGUCAUUCUGUGGGCUCCCCCUCCCCAGCACCCCCCACUCCACUGGGGCAGAUGGCGGAGCGGAGGCAGGCUCUCCAUGGCAACCGCUAAAGCAGCCGCAUCCUCGCCGCCCCCCUCCCCAGCCAAAGGCAGCAGCUCCGCCUUUGCAAUCUGCGCUCUCCCUCUCCUCUUGCUCCCCGCCCCCAGCAUCGCCGAGGGUGGCGGGGAUCUGGAGUGACAGCCCGGGAGGCGUGGGGCGGGAUGCUCAGCUGAGCGAACCCCCUUCUGCAGUGUCUCCUUCCGUGGCCAGAGAAGCCGGAGCUCCAGGCUGGGGCUGACUCCCCACUCCUGCCCCCCAUAGCCGCUGCGAAGGGUCAGCGGGGCACCCAUGGGCAGGGGGGCCCAGAUGCCCCUUGCCCCCGGCAAGGGAGGGGGCUUGCUCCUGCGCUGGAGCGAAGUGCCCCCCAGCAUGACGGAGAGCUUCAUCCUGAGCGGCUACCGCUGCCCGGGCUACACCUUUGCCCAGUGCCUGGUCUCGGCCUUCCGGCCCACCAAUGAGACGGGCAACUUCUGGACGCACUUCCUGGCCGUCUUUGUCUUCGCCUUCCACUUCCUGGAGCAGUUCUGGGGCGAGGGCCCCGCGGUGCCCCAAGGCCCUCUGGACCCCUUCUACUACCCGCUCUGGAGCUACUUCCUGGGGGUCUGUGGCCUGCUGGUGGCAAGCAGCAUGGCACACCUCUUCAACUCCAUGUCGCUGGUCAUCCGGGAGAUCUGCUUCUACAUCGACUACGGCACCAUCAGCGCCUACACCGUGGGCUCCUCCUUGGCCUACUUCUACUACAUCCACCCCAGGGGAGGCGGAUCUCCACCGCCACCGCUACCGGGCACCGGCAACAACGUCUCCUCUCUGAGCGCCUGGCCCAGCUGGGAGGGUUCUGGCUGGCUCUCUGUCUUGGCGGGCCAGGUGGGCACGUGGUUUGAGGCCCUCUACGUGCCCAGCGCUUGCCUGAUCGCUCUCUUCUGCACCCUGGCCUGCUGCAGCACCCGCCAGCAGUGGCCGCGCUACCGCUACCUCAUCCGCACGCUGGUCUUCCUGCUGCCCUUUGGGGUGGUCUCCAUCCCCGUCUUCCGCAAGCUGUGGUGGGGCGGGGGUGGUGCUGCCGGCGGGCAUGGCACAGGCCGCUUCUUCCUGCGCCACUGCUUCUGGCUCCUGGCCUCCGGGAUCUUCAACGUCAGCAAGAUCCCCGAGCGCUUCAGCCCGGGGAAGUUCGACAUCUGGGGCCACAGCCACCAGUGGUUCCACUGCUGCACCUUCAUGAGCAUCCUGGACGAGCUGCACAUGAUCCGGGGGGAGAUCCGUGAGCUGGGCGCCGGGCUGCCCCUGCUGCCCAGGGCGCCCACUUUCCUCUCCACCUUUGGCGUGAUGCUGCUGCUGCUGACACUGCUCGCCAGCAUCGUGGGCUGGUUCGGGCUCAGGGCUUACGCCAGCCACCAGCGGAGCAAGGCCAGGAAAGGGGACUGAGGCGCACCGGCUCGUUUGCAUGGCUUCUGGGCGAGGUGCAAGGGAUGCUUGCUGAAAACUGGAAAACACUUGCUGUGUCUAGCACUCACACUGGAUUUAACUCUGGGGUGGGGAGGGGGAACGGAGAAGCUUGAAAUAAAAGGAAGAUGUGACUUGAACC